Molecule: messenger RNA, 1921 nt
Organism: Drosophila eugracilis
Lineage: Eukaryota; Metazoa; Arthropoda; Insecta; Diptera; Drosophilidae
Product: luciferin 4-monooxygenase
Exons: 3
Coding region: 164-1807 (547 amino acids)
Biological process (GO): long-chain fatty acid metabolic process; fatty-acyl-CoA biosynthetic process
Molecular function (GO): long-chain fatty acid-CoA ligase activity
Source: RefSeq, a predicted model, not a curated record
UAAUGAGAUAAGAUGCCAUCACUGAUGAACUUAGUAAGACCAUAUUUGCAGAGUUCUUUCGCUUUUCUCUCUUGCCUUUCGUUUCUAAGUCCAAAGUUCAAAAAAGCUACUACAGUUAAGAAAAUCAUCAACAAUAAUUUAAAUUAAAAUAGUCUUUAGAAAUAUGGGUGAACUUCAAGCAGGCGUAUCGCCUUUCAAGACGAAAAACACUUAUGAUGAUAAUCUCAAGGUCUGGAGUGGUGGCGAAGGGCGGAGCUUAUUCUCCCCGGAUCUGUCCAUCGGAGAGAUUAUCUUCCGGCAAAUGGAACUUCAUCCGAAUCUUACUGCACAGAUCUCAGUUACGGAGGGCACAGUGCUGACCUGGGAAGAACUGCAUAUGAACGCCAUGCGAAUUGCCAGUUAUAUGCGGGAAUUCGGUUUGGAGCAAGGUGACUUUGUUGGAAUAGUUGGCAGGCUAACCACUCACUUGACGGCUCUGGCUUAUGCCUGUUUCUUCAAUGGAACCCCAUAUCAUGCGCUUCAUACUACGUACGAAAAGUCAUGCAUCGAAAGGCUAUUCGGAAUUACUACGCCAAGACUGAUCUUUUGCGAUGGAGAUGACUAUGAAAAGGUCAAAGAAGCUUCAAAAAACCUUCAGGUACGGAUAGUUACCAUGCGGAAUCAUCCAAAAGGAUCACUUACGAUCCAUGACAUCUUGAACACAUCCGUGGUCCAGAACUUUAAACCAGUCCGUUUGAAAGAUGGCACUGAUCAAAUACUGGCCGUUCUCAGUUCUUCCGGGACUUCGGGACUUUCAAAGGCAGUCACCACCAGCAAUAGUCACCAGAUUAUUGGAAACUUUCUUCCCGUGAACAGUUCAAUGGUUAGCUAUAACCCAAACACAUUAGAUUGGGCAUCGGGAAUCCAAAUGACCAUCAAUGGUGCAGUGUUUAGCAUGACGAGCGUUAUUGCAGACACCGACUUCGAUCCUGGUUUUUUGUGUGGCCUCAUUAAAGAGUAUAAAAUUUCCGUAGUCUUCAUAAGUUCUUGCCAGUUGGCUAUGCUGGCCAACUGUCCUGAAUUCGAAUUGGCUGACUUUUCUUCUGUAAAGUACUUCUUUUACGGUGGAUCAAACUGUUCAUUGGAUGCCCAGCACAAAGUACGUAGUCGUCUUCGCCCCGACUGCUUUAUUUUUAGUUAUACUCUAACAGAGUUAAACGGUCCCGGAUGCUUAAACUUUAACUUCGAUGAGAAACCCAACUCAGUGGGUCGUCCGGUUAUGGGCAUUAAAGUAAAGAUAAUCGACGAACAGGGCAAGGCUCAAGGACCUAAUAUUGUUGGUGAGAUCUGUUUAACUCAUGGCCGGAAAUGGUGCGGUUACUAUAAGAAUCCAGAGGAAACUAGAAGGAUGCAGGACACCGAGAAUUGGUUUCACACUGGAGAUUUAGGUUACAUGGACGAUGACGGAUAUCUCUUUAUUAUUGAUCGACUAAAGGACAUGCUAAAGUAUCAUACAAUUAUGUAUUAUCCCAGCGAGAUAGAAAAUGUAAUCGCUGAAAUGCCAAAUGUAGUUGAAGCUUGUGUCUUUGGCAUUUGGGAUCCAGUGAAUGGAGACAAGGCAGCUGCUUCAGUGGUCAAGAAACCUGGAACCCUACUCGAGGCCCAGGACGUUGUAAACUACGUAAAGAAACGUAUCACUGCGAAGUUUAAGCAAUUAAAUGGAGGAGCUUUAAUCGUGGAUCACAUAGUUAACAGUGGUAAUAGAAAAGCAAAUAGAGCAGCUACCAAGGCUGAAUUUUUAAAAACUAUGGAAAAUAAUAAUUUGUAGACCAUUUUAAUGUUUUGCAUGUCUAAAUUAAUUUAUGAUUUUAUGUAUUGUAACUAAAUAUGUAUUUGUUUAAAAGCUGAAAAUAAAUUUGUUAAGAAAUUGUUCUAUAAAUCA